AUGAAAAGCCUGGUGGUGGACCCUUCUAAUCGCUUCAACAAUUCCCUGGAUGCUUUUGAGCAAUGUGGCAAAGAAACACCCUUGGAAAAUGUUCUUUUUGCCUCUUUUUAUCUUCUGGAUUUCAUCCUGGCCUUUGUUGGCAAUACCCUUGCCCUCUGGCUCUUUAUCCGGGACCAAAAAUCGGGCACCCCAGCCAACGUUUUCCUGAUGCAUCUUGCCGUGGCCGAUUUGUCAUUUGUGCUGGUACUUCCCACCCGACUUGUUUAUCAUUUUUCUGGAAACCACUGGCCAUUUGGGGAAAUCCCGUGCCGUCUUACCGGGUUCCUCUUCUACCUCAACAUGUACGCCAGCAUCUAUUUCCUCACGUGCAUCAGCGUUGACCGCUUCCUCGCCAUUGUGCUUCCUAUCAAGUCCAUCAAACUCCGGAGGCCUCUCUACGCUCACCUGACCUGCGCCUUCCUCUGGGCAGUGGUGGCCGUGGCUAUGGCCCCCCUGCUGGUCAGCGCGCAAACGGUGGAGGUGAACGACACCACCAUCUGCCUGCAGCUCUACCGGGAGAAGGCCUCCCGGAACGCUCUCGUGUCCUUGGCCGUAGCCUUUACUUUCCCCUUCGUCACCACCGUCACGUGCUACUUGCUGAUCAUCCGGAGUCUGCGCAGUGGCCACCGGGUGGAGAAACACCUCAAGGACAAAGCCAUCAAGAUGAUCAUCAUGGUGCUCGUGAUCUUCCUCGUGUGCUUUGUGCCCUACCACGUCAACAGAUACAUCUACGUCCUCCAGUACGAUGGCACCCGGGCUUCCUGCGAGGCCCAGCGGGUCCUGGCCCUCAGUAACCGCAUCACGUCCUGCCUCACUAGCCUCAACGGGGCUCUGGACCCCGUCAUGUAUUUUUUCGUGGCUGAGAAGUUUCGUGAGGCUUUGUGUAACUUGCUUUGUGGCAAAAGGGCCAUGACCUUGCCCCCAAGCUUCGAGGGAAAGACAAAUGAGAGUUCCCUGAGUGCUAAAUCUGAACUGUGA
Messenger RNA from Gracilinanus agilis (Agile Gracile Mouse Opossum), 1017 nucleotides. RefSeq names its product G protein-coupled receptor 17 (gene GPR17). Gene Ontology annotation, cellular component: membrane. Gene Ontology annotation, molecular function: G protein-coupled receptor activity. The transcript has a single exon. The record is from RefSeq and is a predicted model, not a curated record. Bases 1 to 1017 code for a protein of 338 amino acids. Gene Ontology annotation, biological process: phospholipase C-activating G protein-coupled receptor signaling pathway; positive regulation of Rho protein signal transduction. Lineage: Eukaryota; Metazoa; Chordata; Mammalia; Didelphimorphia; Didelphidae.